Molecule: messenger RNA, 1665 nt
Organism: Colias croceus (clouded yellow)
Lineage: Eukaryota; Metazoa; Arthropoda; Insecta; Lepidoptera; Pieridae
Exons: 1
Coding region: 1-1464 (487 amino acids)
Source: RefSeq, a predicted model, not a curated record
AUGUUAGAAUUUGAAAAGAAUUUUGAUAAUCGUACAUUAUUACUAUAUAACAUUAAGGUUCAACGUUUAAACGAAAAAUUGGAUAAGGCAUCGUCCUUGUUAGAAGCUUUAAAACCAGGCCGUGUAAAACGUGGAUUGAUAAAUGGAUUAGGUUCUAUUAUUAAAAGCAUAACAGGCAACUUAGAUUACAAUGACGCAAUUACUUAUGAUAACGCUAUAAAAGUUCUACAAAAUAAUCAGGAUAAAUUUAAUUCUGAUUCUAAUCGGUAUAUUAGCCUGAGCAAAGCAUGGAUGUCUGAACAUACAAAAUUAAUAAGUAAAUUAGUGGAAAACCAAAUGAAAAUUAAUAGAACUAUGCAAUUUAUUAUAUCGAGGUUUGACGAAUCAGAUUCUUUUAAAUAUGCAGAAUUAGCGCAACUCCUAGACUCCUUAGACGAUAAUAUUAAUGAUUUACUUUUAGUUAUAAGAAAUAUAGAGGAUAGUUUAGCUUUUACGCGUACAUCGCGAGCGCACCAUGUUAUGUUAGGAAUAGACAUAUUACGUAGUAUGUUAGUUACUUUACGUUCCUUUUAUGAUUCAGAACAAAUUAUUAAUGUAGAUCUUCGCGAAUAUUAUGGUAUAAUUCGCACUGGAUCAUACUUUAGUAAAAAUAGGAUAGUAAUUAUAUUAAGAUUCCCCAUUAUAACUCCUCACACUUAUAACCUUUACAAACUAUCCGUUUUACCUAAUCGUACAAAUCACAUCAUCAUACCUCCCUAUCCCUAUAUAGCAACCAAUAAAGAUAUGUAUGUGUACAUAGAGGCUGAAUGCCCGAAGUUGAGCAAUCGGUUUCUAUGUGAAGAGACCCUAAACCAUCAUACAAGAAGUUCACCCGACUGUAUCGCAAACCUCAUCACCACGCAAGAGAUAUCCAGCGACUGUGAAUCCACCUGCCUAACAUUAACUAAGCCAGCAAUGGAGAAAUUGGACGACAGUCACUACACCAUUAUUUUCCCACAUCUCACUAAAGUUGAAUUAUCCUGCAAUCAUAAGGAAUACCUUCAUCUCCAAGGCAGUUUCAUAGCAACGUUGCCGACAAACUGUUCUCUACGUACUGACGACCUCACUAUUGUAAAUAUUAAUAAUGAAAUUAAAGGGACACCUACAAAAAUUUUAAUUGCACCAAUCAAUCAUAUUCCGACGAGACCGCUAAAAACCUUGGGACUGCACUCCAUCAACCUACAGGGAUUACACAACCUACAGAGACAAAUAGAAGUAUAUACGACGGUCGCCCCUGAAAGAGAGUUCGCCAUCUACCAUACAACAAUACCAUUUUACAUCUUUCUACUGUGCGCAGCGGCCACUUUAAUGUUCCUGUGCUAUCGUCGCUACAGAUCAAAGAAAAUGAACAUUCAGAGAUCAAAUAACUCUUCAGCCCCAGAAGUUGAUCCUGCCGCAACAUUUUCACUCAAUGUCCUAAAAUAGUUGCGGAUCUGCGGGGGGAGGAGUUAUGUGACAACCCUACGCUAUAUUAUGUAAUGUGAAGCGCUGACGGUGUGCUUUCGUUCGUGAGAACGUUUUAUUCCUUUAAAUUAUAAUAUUAGAAUAAAGACACAUUGUGAAGCAUCGUGCUCAUAAUAACACGUAUAUUGUAAUUUUACUUUUUAAUUAAAAUAAUUUAAGAUA